This is a messenger RNA of Closterium sp. Naga37s-1, 2079 nucleotides long. Lineage: Eukaryota; Viridiplantae; Streptophyta; Zygnematophyceae; Desmidiales; Closteriaceae. The record is from the annotation of a GenBank genome assembly.
AUGGGGGGUGGACCGGGUCAUAUGGCCUCUGCUCUUCUCCCGGGUGUCCAGCUCGACUGUCCGCACUUGCCUUUGUCCGUCCUUGCUCUGUCCGCCCUUGCCUCUGUCCGCCCUUGCCUCUGUCCGCACUUGCCUCUGUCCGCACUUGCCUCUUCCCAUCCUUGCCUCUUCCCGUCCUUGCUCUGUCCGCCCUUGCCUCCUCCCGUCCUUGCUCUGUCCGCCCUUGCCUCUGCCCGUCCUUGCCUCUGUCUGCACUUGCCACUUCCCAUCCUUGCCUCUUCCCGUCCUUGCUCUGUCCGCCCUUGCCUCCUCCCGUCCUUGCUACGUCCGCCAUUGCUCUGUCCGCCCUUGCAUCUGCCCGUCAUUGCCUCUGUCCGCACUUGCCUCUUCCCUUUGCCUCGUCCCGUCCUUGCUAUGUCCGCCCUUGCCGAUGCCCGUCCUUGCCUCUGCGCCAGGCAGGCGGGACUGCUAACUCCUGGAGACGCGAGCUACUGGGUCUCUGGUGCCAACUUCACCGCGUCGGAGCAUGCCGCUGUCAUGAUGGUGCGGCCCUACCUUCUAGUGUAUGGUCUCUUACGAGUGCCCAAUGCACGUGACGGUUGUCAGAUGGCCUUUGCUGACUACGCGCUUCCUGUGUGGCAGAUUGUACCAUUCGUGCUGGAGGGGGAAGUUGCGGUCAUCUGUAGCCGCACGAUUGUCGCCUUUCUGGACUGGCACGAGACAUUCGUGCGGGCUGCGGAGCACACGGAUGAGAGUCUGAGUGCGUUCGACACUGCCACUCGCAGGAUGGUGCAGUUGGUGGAAAGCACCUUUCCACGCGAGCACUCUGGGUGGAACCUUGUGAAGGUGCACCUGCUGCUUCACCUUACUGAGGCGAUUCGAAGGGGGGGGCUGCCACGAGAGUACUCCGCGGCGGUGUACGAGAACGCACACAUCCGCACCUGCAAGAGGCCGUACCGACGGUCCAACCAUCGGGACGUGGGGCGUGUAAUUGCGCAGCACAACACCAACGCUGCUCUACUGACCCGUAUCCCAACCAACCUCGAGGGCGACCGCCAGUACAACACCGCGAUGCGCCGGGUAAGGACGCAUGUAAGGCUCCCUAAUGUCUGCUGUAAUUAUGCAUGUCGGGUCAUUCCGCCUUUGCCCCUGUCCGCCCUUUGCCUCUGUCCCCCCUUGCCUCUGUCCGCCCUUUGCCUCUGUCCGCCCUUUGCCUCUGUCCGCUCUUUGCCUCUGUCCGCUCUUUGCCUCUGUCCGCUCUUUGCCUCUGUCCGCUCUUUGCCUCUGUCCGCCCUUUGCCUCUGUCCGCCCUUUGCCUCUGUCCGCCCUUUGCCUCUGUCCGCCCUUUGCUUCUGUUCGCCCUUUGCCUCUGUCCGCCCUUUGCUUCUGUUUGCCCCUCGCCUCUGUCCGCCCUUUGACUCUGUCCGCACUUGCCCUUUGCCUCUGUCCGCGUGUUUUUUUGUCCGCUCUCGCCAUUUGCCUCUGUCCGCCCAUCGCCUCUGUCCGCCCUCGCCUCUGUCCGCCCUCGCCUCUGUCCGCCCUCGCCUCUGUCCGCCCUCGCCUCUGUCCGCCCUCGCCUCUGUCCGCCCUCGCCUCUGUCCGCCCUUGCCUCUGUCCGCCCUCGCCUCUGUCCGCCCUUUGCCUCUGUCCGCUCUUUGCCUCUGUCCGCUCUUUGCCUCUGUCCGCCCUUUGCCUCUGUCCGCCCUUUGCCUCUGUCCGCCCUUUGCCUCUGUCCGCCCUUUGCCUCCGUCCGCCCUUUGCCUCUUCAAACCCUUUGCCUCUGUCCGCCCUUUGGUUCUGUUUGCCCCUCGCCUCUGUCCGCCCUUUGCCUCUGUCCGCCCUUUGCCUCUGUCCGCCCUUUGCCUCUGUCCGCCCUUUGCCUCUGUCCGCCCUUUGCCUCCGUCCGCCCUUUGCCUCUUCAAACCCUUUGCCUCUGUCCGCCCUUUGCUUCUGUUUGCCCCUCGCCUCUGUCCGCCCUUUGACUCUGUCCGCACUUGCCCUUUGCCUCUGUCCGCGUGUUGUUUUGUCCGCCCUUUGACUCUGUCCGCCCUUUGCCUCUGUCCGCCCUUGCCGCAGUAA